Molecule: messenger RNA, 2071 nt
Organism: Poecilia latipinna (sailfin molly)
Lineage: Eukaryota; Metazoa; Chordata; Actinopteri; Cyprinodontiformes; Poeciliidae
Product: BMP-2-inducible protein kinase-like
Exons: 4
Source: RefSeq, a predicted model, not a curated record
CUGCACCAGUACCAGCAGGCUUUUGUCCAGCAGCAUCAGCAGCAUCAUCAUCAGCAGCAGCAUCAUCCCGCUCAGCAGCCUCUUCCCUAUCUGUCUUCCCCUCUUGAGUUCCAGAUCCCUCUGGGUUCUUAUAGUGCUGCCACGCCCACAGCUGGACCCAUCGCUGGACCAUCACCUGUGGAAACCUCCUACACUAACCCCAGAAACCCCCUGCUGGCCACAGACGGUAUCACGCCGACUUCCCAGAGCAGCAGCAGCAGCAGCAGCAGCAGCGUCAGUCACCCGCCCGACAUGUCGGGCUGGAACCCGUUCGGAGAAGACAACUUCUCCAAGCUGACCGAGGAGGAGCUGAUCGACCGAGAGUUCGACAUGCUCAGAGCAAAGAAGCCAGAAGAGCGAACGGUCGGCGUGGAAACGGACCCGGCGCCGGCUGCAGCUCUUCUGCCGGAGGAUCUGUUCGGCUCGGUCCCCUUCGUGGCCAACGCAGGAACUGGUGUGAUGCAGAGUGAGCCGCCUGUUGACGAGCUUCCUGCCAACGUCCAGGCCCCCGUCGAGAAUCCUCAGCCGGUCAAGGAGCCAAAAUCGGGAAAGAAGAGCAGCUGCAAACUCGCCGAUGAGUCCGACAGCGACUUCGAGUCCGACCCCCCUUCUCCAAAAAGCAGUGAAGAUGAAGAGCAGGAGGAAGAGGAGGCCUUGAACAGCGAGCACGGUGACGACACCGAGCCGGAGAAUCUGGGUCAGAGGCCUCUACUGAUGGACUCCGAGGAAGAGGAAGAUGAGGAUAAACAUAGCUCAGAUUCGGACUGUGAUGUCAGCAAGGUCAAAGGCCGCUCAAAGAAACCAGCCGCCGCUAAAGUAGCCAAUCCCACCGCUUCCAGGAGUCCUGGAGGGCGGUCUAAGCAGAGUCUCAUCACCCCUACAGUGUCUUCCGGCGGAGCGGAAGGUGUGGACGUGUUCGGCGCCGUUCCGUUCGUUGGCGGAGCUUCGCCCGUCGGGCCCACAGAGGGCAACGAUAUCUUCACCAAAGCGCCUUUCCGGCAGGUCAGCCAGGAGGAGCCGGCUGCUGAUGAGUUUGAUGUUUUCACCAAAGCCCCGUUCAGCCGGAACGUGUCGAAGUCCGGAAGGAGCGUCAGCCAGACGCCGCCCCUUUCCCCGGAAGGCACCGACAUCUUCGGCUUCUCUCCGUUCCAGCCGAGCCAUACCGAGCCUCCGCCUACCUCCCGGAGCGCCGAAGACAUCUUCCAGUCGCCGUUCGAGGAGCCGUUGAGUCUCCAGCAGAGGCAGAAGCAGCGCAGCCUCCAGAAGUUGUCUUCCCGACAGAGAAAAACCAAGCAGGAGACGACGGCGGGGGGCAGCAACGGCAAGCGGCACCACGGUACCCCAACCGGAGGACGCAAAACCAACAAGCCGAGCUACCGCACUCCAGAGAAAGUCCGCAGGCACAAGAAGGUGGGCCGCCGAGAUUCCCAGAGCAGCAAUGAGUUCCUGAGCACCUCUGACUCCAAGGAGAACAUCAGCGUGGACAUCAGCAUGGCCGAAGGGAAGGACACCAUGGCGCCUCUUCCGGUGGACGACGUUCUUCUAGACCCGUUCGGGGCCAAACCCUUCCACCCUCAGUACCCGGGCCUUGGCGACGGUAAACCCGACAUGAGCACCGCCAACGGGGGAAGGAUCAUAGACGAUUUCGGGGCGGUUCCCUUCACGGAACUGGUGAUCCACAGCGGGCCGCAGCAGCCGGUGGUGGCGCCUUCACAGCCGCUGGACCUGGACCCUUUUGGAGCGGCGCCGUUCCCCUCCAAGCAGUAACUCAACAUGUCUUCCGCCAGUAGCCAUUAACCCACAGCUGUUUAUUUUUUUUUGGUUUGGGAUCAUUUCUAAUCAGCCUGAAUCCUGUGGAGUGUUUCUCUUUGCGCCUGCCUUCUAUGCUGCAUCGCAACGCUUUUAGGAACUGAGAGUUUGUACUGUGAUUUAAAGUCAAUACUUGACUUUCUCGUCUGCCUUGUGAUAAGUUUUAGCACCAGAAGCCUUACCUGAGCUGGGCCCGACCCGCGCACAGUACCUCGGUAAAAAA